ACGGACAAAUGGAAAUUCUUGUAAAUGGAGACUUAAAGGGGAGAGGUUUAGGGCUUAGAAAGAUCAGAGACUUGGAAGCAAUAUGGAUUCCAAGAAAAUCCUUUCAAUUUUUUUCUUCUUCUUUUUCACUCUCCUGACGCUCUCUCGUCAAUCCCGUGUUCCAUCUCCGGUUUCUGGAUCUCCGCUGUCUUCUCCGUCGCCGUCUCCGUCGCAGUCACCAUCGCCGUCUCCGUCGCCGUCACCGGCGCCUGGGCCAAGUGAUGCCGGGUGUUGGCUGUUUUCAGAGAGUUGCCGUAACCGUAGUUUAGCGGCGUGCAUUGAUCCUUCGUCAUCCGCUUCAAAGGAAUUAUUACUACUUGUCAGGAAUGAUGGUGAGAAACCCCUAGAAGUGAAAGUCACUGUCUCACAUGCUAAGCUUCUCAUCAAGGACAUCCUAAUAGCAGCACACAAAAUAAAUAAGGUUAAUGUUUCAGCAAAUCUUGGAGGAAAUUCAUCCAUUCUAUUAGAGGCUGGAGAGUUGGAGUGUGUAAUUCGCAUAAGAUCACCGGCAUCAAGCGGUGGCAUCUUCGAUUAUAUCCCUUUUGCCACACACGUAACCCCUAUCAACGGAGUUUACUUAGUGCUUCUAACAGGUCUGAUCUUUGGUAGUACCUGGGCCUGCUACAACCGGGGGAACAGGGGACAGCAGGGCGAUGGAAUCCCAUAUCAGGAGCUUGAAAUGGGGCAGCAACCUGAUUCACCUUCAGCUAACAAUGUGGGAACAGAUGGAGGUUGGGAACAAGAUUGGGAUGGUGACUGGGAUGAGUUAAAGUCAGACACAGCAACAGGACAUCAAAUGGCAAAUGGAUCAGGGCUGGGAACGAAGGAACAGUUUGUAAUGGGAUCCGGCCCAUACGAGGAGCUUGUAAUGGGGCAAGCCUGACUCAGCUUAGGCUAAUCAAACAAUCCUGAAACACUGGAAACAGCAGAAAAGUUGAGAAGAGAUCGGCUGAUUGGUUUGAGAUCAGGCCCAUAUGGGCAAAGUCACCUCAUGAAACACCAAACUCGGGGAAAAAUGGGUCACCGACUGGGUUUGCUUCUGGUUAAUAAUAGGUCUACCAAGAGUGAUGGAUGAGAAAAUGAUUGGGAUGACUAGAGAAAAGACUGAGAACUUGUUAUAUUAGCAAUAAAUGGAGACAUCUUUGUUAUAUUUAUAUGUCAAAAAGUGCAGGGAUAAUGGACUUAUCACGAAAAUGAUAACCAUGAGAAGGACAACACCUACUUUGAUAUCUUAAGAAUUAGAUAUAAGAGAGUGUUCCUUGUGUCACACUUGUGUGUUUAUUUCAGGAGGCU
Messenger RNA from Theobroma umbraticum, 1332 nucleotides. RefSeq lists its product as uncharacterized. The record is from RefSeq and is a predicted model, not a curated record. NCBI's taxonomy places the organism in Eukaryota, Viridiplantae, Streptophyta, Magnoliopsida, Malvales, Malvaceae.